AUGUCCGACCUUGGUGACCCCUAUGGCCUAGCAACUGAUUCACCUAUUUUGCGGCCCAAGUUGUAUUCCAUCAAACAGCGCGGCAAAACGACAACAAUUUACGUCCUGAAACAUUGGCCCGAACGGGAUAUAUUCUACGUCCACACCUCCUUCACCUCUCCUGCGACUUCGAGAAACACCCCUCUCAAGACCUUAAUUACUUCUGUACAAAAAGCUGCUUCUAUCCCCGCUGAGACCAACGCUACCAACAUAUCCGCUGCCGCCUCUGUUACUGAUUCUCGGCGCAAUGACCAGGGCGCUGGUACUGAGGGCUCUGCCUACCAAAGCGAAAGGAGCGUAAGGUCAGCAUGCGCGUCCACGCGUGUGAUCAGUGAUGCUUACCCGAAUAAGGGCGCUAAGACGCCAAGAAAGGACGAGCACAGUCCCAAGUCUGUCUACCGCAAGGCAAUGAAGCAGCUUGCUGUUCUGGAGGCUACUGUUCAACCCAAGACACACAGGGCAACAAUCAAAUCCUGUCUCGAGGACAACCUGCCACCAAAGAUGGAGUUCGUGCUUACACUUCCGGUAACACCCAUUCAGGCCACGCUCUAUGACACUUUUCUAGAGUCUCUCAGGAAAGAGGAGACAGGCGGCGGAAAGAUUCUUGGUGCCGUUAACAGCUUCUGCAAGGCUGGAAAAUAG
Molecule: messenger RNA, 681 nt
Organism: Colletotrichum navitas
Lineage: Eukaryota; Fungi; Ascomycota; Sordariomycetes; Glomerellales; Glomerellaceae
Exons: 2
Coding region: 1-681 (226 amino acids)
Source: RefSeq, a predicted model, not a curated record